Rhinolophus ferrumequinum (greater horseshoe bat) is the source of this 849-nucleotide messenger RNA. Its product is annotated as olfactory receptor 13H1-like. NCBI's taxonomy places the organism in Eukaryota, Metazoa, Chordata, Mammalia, Chiroptera, Rhinolophidae. Gene Ontology annotation, cellular component: membrane. Gene Ontology annotation, biological process: G protein-coupled receptor signaling pathway. The record is from RefSeq and is a predicted model, not a curated record. Gene Ontology annotation, molecular function: G protein-coupled receptor activity; olfactory receptor activity.
AUGGGCAGACAGAACAGCUUGGAGGAGGUCUUCUUCAUCCUGCUCGGGCUCUCCCAGUACCCACGGGUGCAGACCACCUUCUUCUGCCUGUUCCUCAUGUUCUACGUCUUCACACUUUUGAGGAACAGCCUCAUCCUGCUCCUGAUCUGCUCUGACCCCCGGCUCCACAUGCCCAUGUACUUCUUCCUCAGCAACCUCUCCUUCCUGGACAUGUGCUACACCACAUCCAGUGUGCCCCAGAUACUUGUCAACUCCUUGGUGACCAGUCCCGUCAUCUCACUAGGACAGUGCGUGGCCCAGAUGGCCAGGGGACUUGAUCUGGGUGUUGUGGAACGCCUCCUGCUGGCCGCCAUGGCUUAUGAUCGCUGUGUGGCCAUUGGUGACCUGCGCUACUCUGUGCGCAUGGGGCCCUGCAUGUGCUGCCUGUUGGCUGGGACCUUGUGGACUGCUGCCCUCCUGCUGACUGUGGUCCUCGUGCUGACCAUGCCCUUGGAGUUCUGUGGCCACCAUGUCAUCAACCAUUUCUCGUGUGAGCUCCUGGCCCUGCUCAAGCUCACUUGCUCUGACCUGCACUUCUACGAAUCGCUCAUGGUAGGCCCCGGUGCCCUGAGCCUGCUGGCUCCCUGUGCCUUCAUCGUGGCCUCCUACGGAAGGAUCCUGGUGGUCGUGCUGCAGAUGCACUCCGCGGAGGGCCCUGGCAAGGGCUUCUCCACGUGUGGCUCUCACCUCACUGUGGUGGCCCUCUUCUGUGGCAUGGCCAUCUCCAUGUAUAUGAUGCCUCAAGACAAGACCAUGAGUGAUAGAAACAAGAUCGUUUCCAUGUCCUACGAGUCCUCACCCCUAUGCUGA